UACAUUCAUAGUCCAGCUGUCUGUCUCCACACACUUAAUCAGGAGUGAGGAUCUAGAGAAGACGUGGUGCUACUGCACAAGAAGAAGAGAGAAGAGGCACCACAAAGCCACAUGAAGAAAAGGAGAGAGAACUGAUAGAAAAAUUGAAGAACAUAGCAAGAACAAACGUGCCUAAGCAAGAAGUCUGGCCUAUUUCUCAGUGCAACUUGUCAACAUCUAAACCAGAGACUCUCACUCUACCACUGUGUGUGCAUGAGUUUGUAUGUGCUUGUGUGCAUGUCUGUGUGAGUCCUUCUCUUUUGUCAACACUCCUGGAGGUGUUUAUUUCUCUGUGCUCAUAAGAGCCUGUUGAAGGUGUGUGUGAGGAUGCAGCCUGAGUGUGUUCUGCUCUUUUGUACUUGUAUCUCUGUGUUUCUCCACCAUACCAUUUCACAGCCACCCACAGAAACUGACACCUACACGGAAUGUACAGAUGGGUAUCAUUGGGAUCCACAGACCCAACAUUGCGAAGAUAUAAAUGAAUGUGAGACAAUCACAGAAGCCUGUAAGGGAGAGAUGAAGUGCUUCAACCACUAUGGCGGGUACCUGUGCCUCCCUCGCUCUGCCUCAGUAAUCCCUGCCUCUGAUCCACCCAACCCGAUCCACCCCGGAUUGGAGAACACAGUCAGCGAGCCAUUCAAUUCGUGUCCUUCAGGUUUUGAGCCCCAGGGAGACAGCUGUGUGGAUGUGGAUGAAUGUGAACGGGGUGCUCAUGACUGCCAACCCAGUCAGCAGUGUUUCAAUACUGAAGGCUCCUUCACGUGCCAAUGUCCAGACGGUUAUCGCAAAGUGGGCACAGAAUGCAUUGAUAUUGACGAGUGCCGGUAUCGCUACUGUCAACAUCGCUGUGUUAAUGUCCCUGGCUCAUUCUCCUGCCAAUGUGAGCCUGGUUUCCAGCUGGCUGCCAACAAUCGCUCCUGUAUCGAUGUUGAUGAGUGUGGCAUGGGGGCCCCCUGCAGUCAGAGGUGUUAUAACACGUAUGGGACGUUCCUCUGUCGUUGUGAGCAGGGUUAUGAGCUGGGGCCAGAUGGCUUUGCUUGCAAUGACAUAGAUGAGUGCAGCUACUCCAGUUACCUGUGCCAGUAUCAGUGUGUAAAUGAGCAUGGCAAAUUCUCCUGUAUCUGUCCUGAUGGCUAUCAGCUCCUGGGCACACGUCUCUGCCAAGACAUAAACGAAUGUGAGACUGGAACUCAAGAGUGCUCAGAUGGACAAACUUGUGUGAACAUUCAUGGAGGCCAUAAAUGUGUCAACUCCAAAAGCUGUCAAGAACCCUAUGUGCAAGCAUCCAACAAUCGCUGUAUGUGUCCUGUCACAAAGCCUGGCUGUGAAGACCUGCCGUUUUCCAUAGUGCAUCGCUACAUGAGCAUCACCUCAGAGCGCUCUGUCCCGUCAGAUAUCUUUCAGAUCCAGGCCACCAGCAUCUACCCUGGAGCCUAUAACACCUUCCACAUCCGCACUGGAGAUGACAAUAGAGACUUCUACAUCAGGCAAAUCAACAACAUCAGUGCCAUGCUUGUUCUUGCCCGUGCCGUAAAUGGCCCCAGAGAGUAUGUGCUGGAUCUGGAGAUGGUUUCCAUCAACCCCCUCAUGAACUACCACACCAGUUCUGCUCUGCGUUUAACAAUCUAUGUGGGGCCUUAUGCCUUUUAACAGAGAGAGAUAUAGUGAUGGCUAGAGAGGGGAAAAGAGGUUAAGGGAUGGAUGCACUGAUUGAUUUAUCCAACAAGGAAGGGUUAUGAGCUGGAUAUGCUGGCUCUGUAAGAUUGUAUAGAGGUCUCAUGAGAGAUGUACCAAUCUAUACAAUUACUACAACAUGAAUAAUAAAAAAGGGGUAUUAGAGACAGGCACUAUAUUUUAAAGACAAAUUGUCUUAACCAACUUACUAUAUUGUGUCAUAUGGAACUUACCAGCUUCACUAUGACUCCAAACCUGCUGUAUGACCUGUGUUGCUUUUGUCUUUUGCCACUCUCCCAUUGUUGUUGUUGUUGUUUUUUAAAUGGCCUCUUUCUCAGGAUAAGGGGUGCAGCUAUUGUCCCAAAGCAGAUUCUUUCCAUUGGUAUGCUCUUCCAUUGCAGAGUUCAGUAAUACUAUUUAAUCCAUCCUAUUGAAAUAGUUGUAGAAAUAAUAAUAUUAAGGCACUAAGACUGUAUAAAUGCAUCUGUGUAUGUUCGUAGUGUUAAGUCUAAGUCUGUUCAUUUUUCCACUAUCUAUAUUCCAUCCUUGAGUUCAGAAUUUGUUUUUAUUCAUUGUUGUUAUUCAGUAACCACUCAUUCAUUCCAACUCUCUACCCCCACCAUCAUCAAUAAUGCUCACAUUACUUUGUGUUGUUUUUGUUUUAUACCACGUUGCCAAUGUUGUAUUUUCAAACCUGGAUUUGUUACUGUAAUAAAUUUGAUAAGACCAUAAAAAUGU
Molecule: messenger RNA, 2451 nt
Organism: Xyrauchen texanus (razorback sucker)
Lineage: Eukaryota; Metazoa; Chordata; Actinopteri; Cypriniformes; Catostomidae
Product: EGF-containing fibulin-like extracellular matrix protein 2
Exons: 11
Coding region: 367-1689 (440 amino acids)
Molecular function (GO): calcium ion binding
Source: RefSeq, a predicted model, not a curated record